AGAAAAAGUGAAAAAAAGAGAAGAAAAAAAGAGAAAAGCAGUGAGGAUUGAGGAAGGAGGUCUUGAAAGUUGAAAGGGAAUUUCCCCCACCCUCUCCGAAUUGGCCUACUUACUCGGAGUGGGAAAAGCCUGGCUGUCGUUCUUUCGGAGAAUGCACGCAGAUCUGAAUCGGGAGUCACCUGAAUUGCCAGCACCAACUAUGCAGGAGUCAGCGGUGAUUGGCCGCAGCUCCUCCGCUUCCUCUUCUUCUUCAUCGACUUCUGUUGAAGUUCAAGCCCCUAGUUCCAAGUCCGAAAUUGGAACGGCAACCAGCGGCAGCAGCGUAAAUGGUGUCCAAGUCAAGGCCAGCGGGGAGGCUGCUGGUAGCAGUAGUAGCGGCGGCGGCGGGUCAGUGAACAACGGAGGCGCUGCCACACAGUCUACAUCAAGUGUCAAAGGCUCGGAACCAACUUCAAAUCAUCUUAGGUUGGAAAGAUCUAAGACUGAAAGGCAAAGACAUCACAACAUACUUGCUGAAGAUGCAGCACAAAUUUUUGAUAACAAGAUCCCUGUCCAGCAAAAGCUUCAAUUGUUGAACAGAAUUGCUACUGUCAAGGAUAAUGGAACUGUAGAAUUUGAAGUUCCAGGAGAUGUUGAGCCCCAAACUCUUGGUCUCAGAGGUGAAGAUAUUUGCUCUGCAGCCACAGGGGAUGAGCCUCUCGAUGGAGCAGAACUUCAGUAUAUACCACCUUUGCAAAUAGUGAUGCUAAUUGUUGGUACACGUGGGGAUGUGCAACCAUUUAUUGCAAUUGGUAAACGGUUGCAGGAUUAUGGUCAUCGCGUCAGACUAGCAACUCAUUCAAAUUUUAAGGAGUUUGUCUUAACAGCAGGGUUGGAGUUUUACCCUUUAGGAGGAGAUCCCAAGAUUCUUGCUGGUUACAUGGUGAAAAAUAAAGGCUUCUUACCAUCUGGGCCAUCUGAGAUACCGGUGCAGCGAAAUCAAUUGAAAGAUAUAAUAUGGUCAUUGCUUCCUGCUUGUAAAGAACCUGAUAUAGAUUCUGGCAUCCCAUUUAAGGCAGAUGCGAUGAUUGCCAAUCCUCCAGCCUAUGGGCAUACUCAUGUAGCAGAGGCACUGAAAAUCCCAAUCCACAUAUUUUUCACUAUGCCUUGGACGCCAACAAGUGAGUUUCCGCAUCCUUUGUCACGGGUCAAGCAACCAGCUGGGUAUCGACUGUCUUAUCAAAUUGUCGACUCACUGAUUUGGCUGGGAAUACGGGAUAUGAUAAAUGACGUAAGGAAAAAGAAGCUCAAGCUACGGCCUGUUACCUAUCUUAGUGGUUCACAGGGUUCUGAGUUUGAUGUGCCACAUGCAUACAUUUGGAGUCCUCACCUUGUCCCUAAGCCUAAAGACUGGGGCCCAAGAGUAGAUGUGGUUGGAUUUUGCUUCCUUGAUCUUGCGUCAAAUUUUGAACCUCCCGAAGAACUCGUCAAAUGGCUGAAGGCUGGUCCAAAACCUAUCUAUAUUGGAUUUGGUAGCCUUUUCCGAAUUCUAUUUCAGCCAGUUCAGGAACCUGAGAAGAUGACGCAAAUUAUCGUAGAGGCAUUGGAACAAACUGGGCAGAGGGGCAUCAUUAACAAAGGCUGGGGGGGCCUAGGCAAUUUGGCAGAACCAAAGGACUCCAUAUAUCUCCUGGAUAACAUCCCUCAUGACUGGCUAUUCCUGCAAUGCAAAGCAGUGGUUCAUCAUGGAGGUGCAGGGACAACAGCUGCUGGCCUGAAAGCUGCAUGCCCAACUACAAUUGUGCCCUUCUUUGGCGACCAACCCUUCUGGGGCGAAAGAGUACAUGCUAGAGGAGUGGGCCCACCCCCUAUUCAAGUUGAGGAGUUCUCACUUACUAAAUUGGUUGAAGCAGUAAAGUUCAUGCUAGAUCCUCAGGUUAAGGAGAGGGCAGUGGAGCUAGCCAAGGCCAUGGAGAAUGAAGAUGGAGUGGAUGGAGCAGUGAGAGCGUUCUUGAAGCAUCUUCCCCGGAAAAAGAAGGGCGAGCCUGACCGAGUUGCAGAGCCAUCUAGCGUAUUCUCCUUUGGUAGAUGCUUCGGUUGUUCGUGAAACGCCCGCUGGUUGGAUCGUCAUCAACAUUUAUGCAGGCGCCAUUGCUGUUUGAUUUGAAUCAUACCGUGUGUGAUACCAAGAUUUCAUUCACAUCUAGCAUUAUAUACCUGGGCUGACGGAAAGUUCUUGUAAUACAAGGGCGGAUCACAAAUCCAUAGCUGCUACACUAUGUAUUUAUCCCCAACUAAAUUAAUUAAUGAAGUGAAAGACCGAUGAUGGUUCUUGUUUGUGAGAAUGGACCAUUCUGCCUCGACCGAAGUGAAAUUGGUCAGGGCUGGUUAUUUGGUUCGGGCUAUUUGGUUUUAUCCGAAACUGGACUGUAUAACUAGAACCGGAAUUGGAUAGUAAACAAUUCAAUACAAUUUUCG
This is a messenger RNA of Linum tenue, 2457 nucleotides long. The record is from the annotation of a GenBank genome assembly. NCBI's taxonomy places the organism in Eukaryota, Viridiplantae, Streptophyta, Magnoliopsida, Malpighiales, Linaceae.